AUGGCGACUAGAGCCUCGUCACGGCUGCGCAUACCCGCGCCCGGCACAACGUCGACAUCCGCGUCGACGCCGCCGACGACGCCAUUCCUCUUCGCCGACCUGCCAGUGGGCGAGCCCCUCUCCUAUGCCGACAUGGAGCACAUCACCGGCGACCCGGGCACGAUGCGCAAGAUUGGCAAUCGCAAACACGAGCUGUGGUACCAAACCCCCGCCAUGCUCAAGUGCCCCCUGUGCCGCAAGCACCCCCACCGCUCGUCGCUCAUCAACCGUCUCAAGGUCGCCGAAGCGGGUGGCUUCUUCCACCUCCAGGCCUGUAGUGCGUGCCAGUACUCUUCGGUGAGGUGCAUGGGGAGCACGCGCAUAAGUGGGUCCUACGUCGCGUUUGUCGACUGGGACACCGUGGUCUUCGUCGACCAGAAGACGAAGGAGGUGGUGGUGUCGGGCGACCAGGACGAUACUGGCGACAACAAUGCCUCCAGUGGGAGCAAUGUCACCCUCGAGGAAGGCGACCACGAGACUGGCCUUGCGGAGGAAAACGAGAGGGCGCACACCGAUGCCGUGGGGGACGAGCACAGUCCAGACCACGUUAUGGACACCCACCCCGGCGAUGACGCCCACGAUGACCAUCACCGCCCAAGCAAGCGUGCUCGCGUCAAGACACAAGUUAGCCCCAGCCCUGCGCCCCUUCCCCGUACACCCAGUCCGCAACCUCCUGGGGCGAUCACGAGCACCGGGCCACUCUCUGCGGACAUCGCGGGCCUCCUCAAGCCCAUCGCGGACCGCCUCAAGGGCCACGACGAGGAGAAGGCCCAGUGGGCCAUUGAGCAGGCGCAGUGGAGCGACGAGCGUGCUCGCCUUCACUCGCAGCUGACCGCCUCUCAGUCCGACAUGGACGUCUUGCGCGCCGAGUUUGCGGCCCGCGAGGCCGUGUGUGCGCAGAGGGAGGAGGCGUGGGCCCUCGAGAAGGUCCAGCAUGCCGCUGCAGAGGCUUCGUGGAGGGCCGAGAAGGAGGAGUUCGAGGUGUGGCGCCAGGACUGCCUGCGCUUCCUUCAGCGCUGA
This is a messenger RNA of Vanrija pseudolonga, 1059 nucleotides long. RefSeq lists its product as uncharacterized. The coding region runs from base 1 to 1059 and encodes 352 amino acids. Lineage: Eukaryota; Fungi; Basidiomycota; Tremellomycetes; Trichosporonales; Trichosporonaceae. The record is from RefSeq and is a predicted model, not a curated record. The transcript is spliced from 3 exons.